AUGGGAGCCUCCAGUGACAAGCCGUCUCUCCUGUCAGGUCUGCUUGUGUUCUCGCUGUGUGUCGUCUCGUCUCUCUGCCAGGAGGAAUAUUCUGGAUACCACUCAGUUAGGGCUCGUCCGGGAUUUGAACCCGGGACCUCUCACACCCGAAGUGAGGAACACACCUAUGAAGGCUCCGUGGUCAACCGCCACGACGGCUUAGCCUCUCCUCAACCAGAGUAUCCGCCUGACCCGACUCACAGCUACGACGAGGACCAGAGGCCCGAGGACCCCUAUGGUCCUGAACCCACCCAGGUCACCAUGAUCACCGAGGACGCCUUCCCCUACGCCACCACCGCCGAGUCCCACUACGCCAAGGAGGACACGGAGACCAUGCAGGUCCCGUACGAGUAUCCUCCAGCAGGACCGGACACCGACACCUCGGAGGAGUCUGGGGGCGACGCAGACCUCGGAGAGGAGGGGCCGACCGCGUGCGACUGUGAACCCGGACAGCCUGGAUUCGCUGGCUUCGCGGGACCAAAGGGAUCCAGAGGGCUGCACGGUAAAACUGCAGAGCCAGGAACUCAAGGCAGAGAGGGUUAUAAAGGAACCAAAGGGGUCCGGGGGAGAGGAGGAGACACCGGACCAGUGGGCGACGCUGGACCUGAAGGAGAUGACGGAGCGUCUGGUUUCUCUGGAGCCAUGGGAGAACCUGGACUUAUAGGAGCCCGAGGUGAGCAGGGAGAGCUGGGACUGAAGGGGGACUUCGGUUUGGAGGGACCCCGCGGAGGAGUCGGAGGUCCUGGUGAGACUGGCCCUCGUGGUGGCGCUGGGCCUCCGGGACCAAACGGAGGUACAGGUAUCAAGGGGUCUCUGGGGGACAAAGGCAGAGAGGGUCCUCAGGGACGAGACGGACUGAAGGGUCAGAUCGGAGCUCCUGGUUUUCCCGGUGACGUCGGCGACAACGGAUACACUGGUUACACUGGACAGACAGGAUCCAUCGGACCCAGUGGACCAAAGGGCGGUGAAGGUUUUGGCGGCCUGUCGGGCAGUGAUGGCGACCCCGGAGAAGAUGGUCCCGUAGGAGUCCCGGGUGUGAUGGGAGAUCCUGGACAGUUUGGAAUCAAGGGCAGUAAGGGGGAUCGUGGAGUGAAAGGACCUCGAGGCAGAGUGGGCGCCGGGGGAGCUGAAGGAGAGCGAGGAGAUGCCGGAGUACCAGGGGCGCUGGGAUCGAAGGGCCUGCAGGGCCAGACUGGUUCCAAAGGUGAGACGGGACCCAAUGGUGGCAAGGGUGCAGCAGGGAAGAAGGGCAUUAAAGCUGUUAAAGGACAAAAGGUGACGUCAUCUGUUUACAAUCUGACGAUGAAACUGCCUCAUACCGGCAGCGUGGGAGACGGAGGAGACAAAGGACAGCGUGGACCAAAAGCUGCAGUCGGUCGCGGCGGCAUCCCCGGCCCCGGCGGAUCGGCCGGCGUCCCGGGUACCAGAGGAGAGCGCGGUGCCAUCGGUGACCUCGGCGUUAAAGGCCAAGCAGGACCCAAAGGAGUUCCUGGUGCCUCUGGUCCUGGUCUGACUGAUGAGCAGGUCCUGCAGCUCUGCAGAGGCGUGGUCACGGCCCAGAUCUCCCAGUACGCCGCCUCCAUCCGGGCCAAGUGCUCCCAGGGCUGCCCCGUCAACAACCGGAUCCUCAUCGGACCGCCGGGGGGACAAGGGCUGUCGGGGUCACCGGGGAAAUCUGGCAAAGCAGGAAAAACCGGAGUGAAAGGAGCCAGAGGAGCUCAAGGUGACAGAGGACUGGAGGGACAGAAUGGAGCGCAGGGCGACAGAGGUCAAAAGGGACCUAAAGCCAGCACAGGAGAUCCAGGUAAAGGUCUGACGGGACCCGACGGACCACAAGGCAUCAGAGGUUUGCCAGGUCACUCAGCAGAACCCAAAAACGGCAUGGAGGGUCCCCGAGGUCCCCGCGGGUUCCCCGGCCCGGUCGGCCAGUCCGGCAUGCUCGGGGUUGCAGGCGUGCCAGGUUUCUGCGAGGCGCGGGACUGUAGCAUUCACUCGCCGGUGGCACGCAAAGAGCAGGGUCUGGUGAAAGGACCAGUCAGUGAGCAAAUGUGA
This is a messenger RNA of Anarrhichthys ocellatus (wolf-eel), 2091 nucleotides long. Its product is annotated as collagen alpha-1(II) chain. Lineage: Eukaryota; Metazoa; Chordata; Actinopteri; Perciformes; Anarhichadidae. The transcript has 27 exons. The coding region runs from base 1 to 2091 and encodes 696 amino acids. The record is from RefSeq and is a predicted model, not a curated record.